Molecule: messenger RNA, 1423 nt
Organism: Temnothorax curvispinosus
Lineage: Eukaryota; Metazoa; Arthropoda; Insecta; Hymenoptera; Formicidae
Exons: 3
Coding region: 174-644 (156 amino acids)
Biological process (GO): septate junction assembly
Source: RefSeq, a predicted model, not a curated record
UGUUAGUCAGUGUCACACUAGCCACUGACAGGUCAAUAGCUGGGUGGAGCGUUUCUCAGCGUAGUUGGAAACAAACGUCGUCACACUUCGAAUGUCUCGACGAAUAUUUUUCUCACCGUGAUUAUAAACUUUGCGCGUCUAAAUUGAGAGAGUGUGCGAAGUGUGAUUUGAAAAUGGCUGAGGAGACCAGCUCUGCACCCAGUCUAUUCGCGAGACUGAAGGGAUAUCUUAAGGAAGCGCCGUUCUUUUGCAAAAUUAUCGAACUGGUUCUCUGCGUCAUUGCAGCGGGAUUAGUCGCGGGCCCAUUUCAACAGAAUCAGAUGCGGCCGACUGAUAUACACCAUAUAGCGAUAUUUCAUGUGGCAGUAUGUGGUUAUAUUCUUAUAAACGCGAUUCUUAUUAUGAGUCACUUCUUGGGCGAAAGAUUGCCUAAAAAAACGGCUCUCAUUUUUUCGACAAUGGGAGCGAUUCUGUGUUGCACCGCCGGCCUGAUUCUGAUUCGCGACUGGGACAAUUUCUCGAGUAACCUGAUUCACGCGUAUCUGCAGGAAUACAGCGAUCAAACGGUAGCGGCCGGUUCUUUCGCGAUCUUGGCAGCUCUGGUAUUCGCCGUAGAUACGUACUUCACCAACAAGAACGAUUGAUCGUCCAUCGAUCAAUCGUCAUCGAUGAAGAGCGAGGCGGAAUCAACGCGGAUCAUUUCUAUCGUCUCGCCUCGUUAACUAAAAGUUAAGAGCUAUUAUUUCACAGAUUUCACUAAUUGUUUUUUCUUCCAAAUGUUCCACUAUAUUCCGCAAUUUUUGUAAGGAAUGUUCUUGCUUCUUGAACGUCUCCGCUAUAGUAUUAUCUUUGUUACCGUAUCGUGAAAGUCAUCGUGAGAUCAUUUUAGAGUAAAAAUGUAAGAUUCAUUCUCAACAAACUGCAUUUGUAAUUGCUUCUCAUUAGCAAGCACGUCAUUUUGUUAUACAUAUAUUUUACGGAAUAUACGCAAUGCUUACAAUGAAUAAUUGUCAUGGCACCUAUUUUCGUUACACUAUCCUCGCGUACUUGUAACUUAAGGGUAUACCGAAAUAUUUACGUCUGCCUAGCUAGUUUCUGCUUACCUCCGCACAUAAUAUUAACGUUAAAUUUUCGUUAUACGGGAAGAUGUUCUAGGAAAAUUGGGAAUCAUAUGCAAUACUGGAUGAAAAGGUUCUAUGCCCAUGUUCUACAAAUUGUUCAUGUCACAAAUUCAAGCCGUGGUUAGAAAUCGGAACGAAAUAUACGUUCUGCGUCGUAAAAUGAUCCAAAAAAGCUCUGCGAUAACAAAGAUAUCGCUGUCAGAGUUUUUAUGAAAGAUAAAAACUUGUUCAUCAUGAGCAAGGAAGACAGCGUGGAUUUUGAGAAUCAAAAUAAUUUUUUUUCGCAAGCUGUCUGCAAAAAA